AACUUUUAUUACCUUAUUAUAUGUCUACCUAUAAAUACACUACUCCACAGGGAUCCAGGUGCCAAAUUCCGAGCUAUCCCAGCAAAUACUCUCCUUUCUUUUCCUUGUUUUCACUGUAUUCCGUCUUCAACUGUCCUUCUCCCACUCCCAUAAUGGAGGAAGCACUUAGGCGACUAAAUGGAAUGACCCAUGUCCAAAAAUCCAUCCCACAUGAACAACCCAUCACCGACAACCACAAAAAGAGCACUAAUGGAGCUGCAGCAGCUGCCUCUGCCUCCUCCACCACCACCACGAACAAGAGGUCACUGAAAGAAAGUGGUGGUGGCUCAGGUGGGACCAUGAGGUACCGUGGGGUUCGUCGGAGACCUUGGGGUCGCUAUGCAGCAGAGAUUAGGGACCCUCAGUCCAAAGAAAGACGUUGGCUUGGCACUUUUGACACGGCUGAGGAGGCUGCUUGUGCCUAUGACAAUGCUGCUCGAGCCAUGCGUGGCCUCAAGGCCCGCACCAAUUUCGUGUACCCUACGUCUGAUCCUCACUCUUCGACAGACCCCUUCCUGCCUCCAUUUAGUUUCUCAUCAAAAGAAUCUCAGGCGUCCAUCAGGGAUUUUACCUCUCGCCACUGUAACACCAAUUCUUCGAAUUGGCCAUCGUUUGGAAACCCUCAUGUUCCAUACUGCUUUGGGCCCCAGAGGAAUAGUUCCGCUUCUUUUAACAUGCUUCUCCUUCGUGAUUUCCUUAACCCGUCUUCAGUUUCAUCGUUUUAUAAUCAUCCUCAACCUUUAAAUGAUCAGUUUCUGAACAUUAAUGGUUCAUCUACUUCUGCGUUUAGCACUUUCUCUAGUGGUUCUUUGGUGAAUCCCUCCAGUGGUUCAAAUGUCUCUGACACUUUUACAGGCUCGUCUAUGAGUUCUCUACCACUCAAUGAGCAUAAUCGGAGUUACAACUUUUCUGGGGGCUCUGAUAGGACCAAUUCUCAAGCUGAUUACAUGGAAUUCUUUCCACAAGAACCUUCUGAUUCUGGCUUGUUACAAGAGAUCAUUCAAGGGUUUUUGCCGAAACCCUCUGACAAGAUUGACUCUUCAAAAAGCUCCAUAAAUUGCACUGGCCAAUCAACUGUGGCACCAGUACCUGAAAUGUCUGCCUACUCAUCGCUAGAUGAGUUGAGAAGGAGCAUCAAGAGUGAGCACUUGGUUAAGAAUGAGCACUUGGGUGUGUAUCUUGAUCAUUAUCAUGGUGGUCCUGCACAGUUCGAGAGUUUCCAAGGAGUUGAUUCUCAUGUGGUUCCGUACGGCCAUGGUGUGCAAGAGAGCCUUCAUCAGAUGAGUGCGGACGAUAUUUUCCAAUAUCCAGACUUAUGAGUGCCUUCGCAGCAAGAGUCCAGAAUGCUUGAAGCCUCUCUAUUGGUGCAAUUUCUUGUUAGAAGAUAUAUGUCUAACAAGCUUUCUGACCAGUAGAAAUAUAUUAAAGCCAAUGUUAAUUCUAGGGUUUGGAAAAUCAGUAGCUAGUUUAAAGUUAAUUUACUACCAUAUGGAAUCUCCUCUUGGAACUUUAAAUUUGAAGUAACGUGAUCUUCCUUCUUAAUUACGUACCUAAUGAUAAAAUGUGUUGAAGUUUCCUAUUC
Hevea brasiliensis (rubber tree) is the source of this 1621-nucleotide messenger RNA. RefSeq names its product ethylene-responsive transcription factor ESR2-like. Bases 21 to 1358 code for a protein of 445 amino acids. Gene Ontology annotation, molecular function: DNA binding; DNA-binding transcription factor activity. Gene Ontology annotation, biological process: regulation of DNA-templated transcription. The record is from RefSeq and is a predicted model, not a curated record. The transcript has a single exon. NCBI's taxonomy places the organism in Eukaryota, Viridiplantae, Streptophyta, Magnoliopsida, Malpighiales, Euphorbiaceae.